UGUUUUAUUAUUUUAAAAAAGAGUGGCACACCAAAGAUUCACAGAAUACAACAGCCAAAAUGCUCUGCCACGUUACUCGGCCGGAUUCGGUGGUGAUGGAAGUGGAAGUUGAUGCGAAGGCAAACGGUGAAGACUGUCUGAAUAAGGUUUGCAGAAAGUUGGGCAUAAUUGAAGUCGACUACUUUGGGCUGCAGUUCACUGGCAGCAAAGGAGAGAACCUGUGGCUGAAUCUGAGGAACCGCAUCUGCCAGCAGAUGGAUAACGUGACGCCCUGUCGACUGAGGCUGCGGGUCAAGUUCUUCGUGGAGCCCCAUCACAUUCUGCAGGAACAGACGAGACAUGUGUUCUUCAUGCACGUGAAGGAAGACCUCCAUAACGGUCACCUACGUAUGGGCUCGGAACAAGCGGAGGAGCUGAGUGCGCUCCAGGCACAGGCCGAGUUCGGCGACUACAACCAAAACACAGCCAAGUACUGGUACUCGGAACUGUGUGGAGAGGAGCCCAGCACUGCAACUAUGAACAGUAUCAUUUCCAGACACAAGGUUCUGGAGGGUUCGAGCCAGGGCUCAGUGGAGUAUCAGGCCCUGCAGCUGGUUUCCUCUCUGGAGCAUUACGGCGUGGAGUGGCACUGGGUUCGCGAUGCAAAUGGUCAACGGUUGGCCAUAGGAGUCGGCCCUGAGGGUAUCGCCAUUUGCAAGGAGGACUUUAGCUUAGUCAACAGAAUUAGCUACCCAAUCAUCCAGAUUGCCACGCAGUCGGGGAAGAGUGUGUACUUGACGGUAACCAAGGACACGAAUGACAGCGUGGUGCUUUUGUUCAAGCUGAUCAGUAACCGGGCAGCCAGCGGUCUGUACCGAGCCAUUACAGAGACCCACGCCUUCUACAGGUGUGACACAGUAACCAAUGCAGUGAUGAUGCAGUACAGCCGGGACUUCAAGGGUCACCUAGCUUCACUUUUCCUCAACGAGAACAUCAACCUGGGUAAGAAGUACGUUUUCGACAUCCGACGCACCUCCAAGGAAGUUUACGACCACGCCCGCCGCGCGCUCUACAACUCCGGUGUGGUGGACCUGGUGUCCGGCGGCGACGAACGCUCUUCUCCUCCGCGCUCCCCGAGCCGAGACGACCAGCAGGACGACGGGCUGGACUGCGGCAGCUGCCAGCAGAGCCGGGCCCUGCAGGAGCAGCUGCAGAAGCUCAGAGAGGCUCUGCUGUGCAUGCUCUGCUGCGAGGAGGAGAUAGACGCUGCGUUCUGCCCCUGCGGUCACAUGGUGUGUUGCCAGACCUGCGCGAAUCAACUGCAGAUGUGUCCCGUGUGUCGGUCGGAGGUGGAGCAUGUGCAGCACGUCUACCUGCCCACCUGCACCAGCCUGCUGAGCCUGACGCUGACCGACAACCAACAACAACACCGCAGCAGCAUCCCCGCGCCCAUCCACAGAGAAAUGGCUUCUCCUCACAGCUGCUCGGCAACAGAGUACGACCACAAGAUCUACCACACAUGAAGACAACUCCAGCGUAAAACAUUUUGAAGCCGAACCAGGUUUCAUAAAGACGGAACAUUUAUCGUCCGUCUGUGUUUCCUGCCUGGACUCCUUGAACUACCAAACAUACAGAAAACUCCUGAGGAUAUUCAAACAUCGACACACUCAAACCACUCCCUCAGCUAGUGUGCGUGUGCGUGUGCGUGUGUGUUAUUUCCCUUCGUCCCUUUGGAUGUCAGUGUGUCUGAUUGGUUAGUAUUCUACAUCCCCUGCCACAAGAAGAUUUUAGAUUAGGCUCUCAUUGUCUUUAAAUUAUUGCAUCAGUUGACCUGAUACAGAAUAGUAAAAUUUUGUUUGUUUUUGAAUUUGUGUGUCACUUGCUUUUCCACAUCAGGCUCUUAGCCCCAGAACCUGAACCAUGUGAUGAACGUUUGUGUUUUAGAAUAGCUAAACACUGUACAUAAUGGUUGAGUCUUGUUAUUUUAUUUUUAUUUUUAAUGCUUCCUUACAUUUUAAAGCUUAUGUUUUUGAUUUGAGAACUGAAUUUUAUUGUGUAAGAGUGAAAUGCUUUUUUUUAAUUUUUUUAUAUUUAAGUUUUUUUUGUGUUCAAUGUUUUCCAUGCCAAUAAGGGGAUAUUUAGAGGCUAAGCAGCGCUGCUCUGGGUAUAGCAUAAGACCACCAUGGUCCGGUUCUUGUGCUCUCUCAGAUCAGUGGGGUUCUUGAAGGUUCAUUUAGCCCGUCAGAACUGAGAGAUUGAAAGUGAAAUGCAGCAUCUUGCUGACACUCAAACAGCCUCCUUCACCUUGAAAUGGGUAUUGUUGAUUAACUGCCACUUGUCCAAGACAACAAGCCUGAUUUCAUGGACUGAUGCACCUUUCCAUUCUUAUCUCCAUGCCAACAGGAAGUUAGAAAUUAAGAGCACAAAUGCUCUUCUACUAGACACAGUACCAAAAGGUUAUAAACAAAGAUUUUUUUUCCAGCAGCAGCCGCUUCCUCUGAAAACCUCCGCUAUAAAUUUCUCCUCUGGGGUGUACUAGGGAGUUCCUUUUGAUAUUUUUAAAGGGUACAAGGAGAUCUAUCCGUGCAAUACUUGCUUGCUUUUUGAAAUGCUUUUCAGUUUUUUUUAAUUUCAAAGACUAUAUUUAAGAAAAAAACCGACAUUGUCACUUUACCAAGGAAGCUUUCCACAUAUCUGUAGUGGGGUUUGGCCUUAAUGUAGCAGCAACAUCGUGUUUCUUAUAAACUUACAGACUUUUUUUCUGGUAAGAAAAGGAAAACUUGUAUUUCUUUUAAUGCUGACUCAAUUAAGCUCAGUCACUGCAGGGGAAGGACUUUUAUUUUUCACAAUUUUAAGUAGUGAUUUGUUUCUGUUUUCUGAAGCAAAAGCCACUAUUCUCUGUACAAAAUAACUCUGAAUUAAAUCCUUUUUAUAUAUUCUGU
This is a messenger RNA of Anoplopoma fimbria (sablefish), 2921 nucleotides long. It is a transcript of the gene mylipa, whose product is annotated as myosin regulatory light chain interacting protein a. Lineage: Eukaryota; Metazoa; Chordata; Actinopteri; Perciformes; Anoplopomatidae. Gene Ontology annotation, cellular component: cytoskeleton. Bases 60 to 1502 code for a protein of 480 amino acids. Gene Ontology annotation, molecular function: ubiquitin-protein transferase activity. Gene Ontology annotation, biological process: ubiquitin-dependent protein catabolic process. The transcript has 7 exons. The record is from RefSeq and is a predicted model, not a curated record.